Mytilinidion resinicola is the source of this 1680-nucleotide messenger RNA. RefSeq names its product MFS general substrate transporter. The transcript has 3 exons. Lineage: Eukaryota; Fungi; Ascomycota; Dothideomycetes; Mytilinidiales; Mytilinidiaceae. Gene Ontology annotation, molecular function: transmembrane transporter activity. Gene Ontology annotation, biological process: transmembrane transport. Bases 1 to 1680 code for a protein of 559 amino acids. The record is from RefSeq and is a predicted model, not a curated record.
AUGACUUCCUUUAAUCAUCUCGAGCGGGAUGACUCCUCGUCCGAAACGACGAGAACAGAUGACCGCGUAACCCGCUACAGUUCAAUCGUCAGUCGCAGAGACAGAGAACCAAUCCCAUUCAACGAAGACUUAGUCAAUCUCCCCUCGCGAACGCUCAGCAACGAGGCAAACCUCGAAGAAUAUACCCAAGAAACAAUCGACGGGCAGAUAUUACGGGAGGUCAAGUCGAAUACUACAGGAGUUAUCGAAAGAUAUGAGCUCGUCACAUGGAAGAUAAACGACCCCGAAAAUCCCAAGAACUUUUCCAAAGCGUACAAAUGGUACUGCACCAUGGUAGUGGCAAUAACUUGCUUCGUGGUGGCUUUCAACUCCGCUGUAAUCACAGCAGAUCUAGAAGGAGUGGCUAGGGAAUUCAACGUCAGCGAGGAAGUAGCACUCUUGACUAUCACGGUAUUUGUUAUAGGGUUUGGUGUCGGCCCUAUGGCAUUUGCCCCUCUCAGUGAGAUCGUCGGCCGAAGGCCCAUUUACGCAACCACUUUGCUCGUGGCUGUCAUCUUCACGAUUCCUGGAUGCGUCGCCAAAAACAUACAAACUUUGAUUGUGACUCGUGCCCUUGCGGGUAUCGCUUUCUCAGCCCCAAUGACCCUCGUGGGUGGUACUUUGGCCGAUCUUUGGACUACUGAAGAGCGAGGUGUUCCCAUGGCCGCAUUCAGCGCCGCACCAUUCAUCGGACCCGCCGUAGGACCACUCGUUGGGGGUUUCGUUUCCGAUGGGCUGGGAUGGAGGUGGCUAUACUGGCUCCAGUUGAUUCUAUCAGGCUUCGUCUGGGCCAUGAUCACCUUCACCGUCCCCGAAACCUACACACCAAAGCUUCUAUCUCGUCGCGCAGCAAAACUACGAGCCUCCACUGGGGAUAGCAAGCAUGUCACAGAAGAAGAUCUCGACAUGCGACCACUCAGUCAAAGACUACGUCUCUUCUUAGUCCGUCCGUUCCAGCUGCUCUUCCAAGAGUACAUCGUGUUCUUUGUAUCUGUGUACAUGUCCGUUCUUUACGGUCUGCUCUACAUGUUUUUCAUCGCUUUCCCAAUCGUAUACCAGAAAGGCAAAGGCUACUCAGCUAGCAAGACCGGCCUGAUGUUUAUCCCGCUCGCCGUCGGUGUCCUCUGCAGUGCCGCAUGUGCGCCCUUCGUUAACAAGCACUACCUCACUCUCUGUAAAAAGCACAACGGCAAACCCCCAGCAGAGGUCCGCCUCAUCCCAAUGAUGAUCUCCUGUUGGUGCAUCCCAAUCGGCCUCUUCAUCUUCGCCUGGUCCUCAUACCCCCGACUCUCCUGGGCUGGCCCCGCUUUCGGUGGCUUCCCUGUCGGAUUUGGGUUUAUUUUCCUCUACAACUCCGCCAACAACUACCUCGUCGACUCAUACCAACACCAAGCUGCGUCUGCACUGGCCGCGAAGACGUGUAUCCGGUCGUUCUGGGGCGCCAGCGUCGUGCUCUUCACCAACCAGAUGUACAACCGACUCGGAUACCAGUGGGCUAGUUCGCUGCUCGGCUUCAUUGCACUGGCGUGUUGCGCUAUCCCAUAUGUGUUCUACUUCAAGGGCGCGGCGAUUCGGAAGUAUUCGAAGUUUGCAUAUAGCCCAGAUGAGGAGAAUAUGGGUCUUGAGAAGGACAUCGUUUAG